This is a messenger RNA of Oryza brachyantha (malo sina), 1135 nucleotides long. RefSeq lists its product as uncharacterized. The transcript has 2 exons. Lineage: Eukaryota; Viridiplantae; Streptophyta; Magnoliopsida; Poales; Poaceae. The record is from RefSeq and is a predicted model, not a curated record. Bases 25 to 837 code for a protein of 270 amino acids.
CCGCGGCGAUGCGGAGCAGCAGCCAUGGAGGUGCUCAGCUCCAGCCGCUUCUCCUCUAGGGUUUUCCCCAGCCUCCUCAGUCCCGUGUCCAGGCCGCUCAAGCCCCACGGCCGCCGCCGCCGCCGCCUCCUCCUCCUCCAGACGCUGUCGUCCUCCCCCGCCUCCGCCGCGGCGGCGUCGGCGGCGCCUCCGCCGCCGCCGGUCUGGCCGCCCACGUCGCUCUCCAGGCUCCUCGCCGCCGCGCUGCGGGGAGGGCGUGCGGUAGGGGAGCUCCCCGACCUGGCGGCGGCGGCGGUCGGGGCGGGGGGCGGGGCGGGGAUAGGGACGCUGCUGAUGAGCACGACGGCGGCGGCGGUGACCAAGGCGCGGGAGAACCCGUACAUCCUGGCGCUCGCGGCGAACCCGACGUUCGUGUCGGGCCUCGUGGCGUGGGCGGUGGCGCAGGCCGCCAAGGUCGUGCUGACCUCCUUCGUGGAGCGGCGGUGGGACCUGCGGAUGCUGUUCAGCUCCGGCGGGAUGCCGUCGUCGCACACCGCGCUCUGCACCGCGCUCACCGCCUCCGUCGCGCUCUGCCACGGCGUCAGUGACUCGCUCUUCCCUGUCUGCCUGGGGUUCACCCUGAUUGUUAUGUAUGACGCCACGGGCGUCAGGCGCCACGCGGGGAUGCAGGCCGAGGUACUCAAUAAGAUCGUUGAGGACCUGUUUCAGGGCCAUCCAAUUAGCGAAAGAAAAUUGAAGGAAUUGUUAGGACAUACUCCGUCACAGGUUUUUGCCGGCGCUUUGCUAGGCAUCAUGGUGGCCUGGUUCUGUUGUCAGGGUUGUAUUGUUCCCAUUUGACUGCUGUUGUACGAGUGCUUCAGAAAUGGAAAAUCAGUUUGACACGAAAAUUUUUGGUGCAGCUGGUGUAACCAUUGUUCCAGGAAACAGCUAAUUCAUUUUCUGGCCUGUUUGCCUGUACAUAUAUGUAACUCAAUAGCAGUUUGAUAAUCUCAAUUCGUAGUUGAGAUUCAAGUCCUCUUGUGAUCUGAUUAAACUGGGAGUAUUUUGCUCUCAGUUCUGAAAAAUUCUGAAGUUACCCUGUACAACCCACUGUGUGAUCAAGAAACCAUAAUUUGGCCAUGUCAUCCCUGCAUCA